UUUCCCUUUUCUCAACAGCAAAAUACAGAGACAAAGAAAGAGAACGACACCGCGACCUGAGCAGUGACAGAGAGAGAGAGAAACAGAGAUCCGGGAGCCGGUGAGUCCCCGGCAACCGGCCUUCGACGCGUCCUCGUCUCCCACAAAUAGAACCGAAGUUGUUGACUCUAGGGCUUUCCGGUGAAGAUUCAAGCGAUCAGAUGUGGUAGUGGGGAGUUCCGACCAGUUUAGGGUUCCGCCGUAACCCAUGAUGACAGCGGCGAUCUAAUCGUUUUCUUCUUGCAGCAGAAACCCACGAUUGCCUCUACCAAGAAAUGUCAGCCGUCACCGCCGUUCAACGAUGCCCAAUGUCGAUGAGAAUGAUCAUAUGCUAUAAGGCUCCGUACACUAUCUUGUCGCCGGCAAGAAAGUCGUUCUCUUUGGUGUCCCCGGAGGGCUUCACUUUCACUUACAGUUAAACUUGGUAAUUGAGGUGACACAACCACAGUCCUUCACUUAACCAUGAAAACCACCGAACCCUUUCGUCACGUUGAGCAUGGACACGCCCACAAUCUCUUACUGAACCACCCCGAACCACCACCAGCUGCGGUUCGAAAGCGGCUCUUCAUCAGGGCUCCGUUCAGUAUCACAUUGUUAUUCAUUUUAUCCAUCUUACUCGUCAUUCUGAACCAACAAGUUUUAGCCACAAAUUCAGCAUUGCUAGAAAAAUAUUCCCGGAAACACUCGCAAGCUGAUCGCUUGAAAUGGCAGAGAACAGCUUUCCAUUUUCAACCCGCGAAAAAUUUCAUUUAUGAUCCUAAUCCUAAUGGUCUGUUGUUUCACAUGGGCUGGUAUCAUUUAUUCUAUCAACACACCCCGUAUGCAUCGGUUUGGGAGAACAUGUCAUGGGGUCACGCCGUGUCGAAAGACUUGAUCAACUGGUUUGAGCUUCCUGUUGCUCUCAGCCCAUCCGAAUAGUACGAUAUUGAGGGGGUUUUAUCAGGGUCGACCACCGUCCUCCCCAACGGUGAAAUCUUUGCAUUGUACACGGGAAACACUAAUAAUUUUUCCCAGUUUCAAUGCAAAGCGGUACCAGUCAACAUAUCUGACCCACUUCGUGUAGAGUGGGUUAAAUAUGACGGCAACUCAAUCCUUUACAGUUACACUCCACCAGGGAUUGGGUUAAAAGACCAUCGGAACCCCUCAACUGUUUGGAAGGGUCCCGAUGGAAAACAUAGGAUGAUCAUGGGAUCUAAACAAAACAAAACAGGACUUGUAUUUGUUUACCAUACCGAUGAUUUCAUGAAUUACAAGUUGUUGGAUGAGCCAUUGCAUUCAGUUCCCAAUACCGAUAUGUGGGAAUUUGUCGACUUUUAUCCGGUGUCAUUAACCAACGAUAGUGCCCUUGAUAUCGCCGCGUAUGGGCCGGGUAUAAAACACGUUAUUAAAGAAAGUUGGGAGGGACAUCGUAAGGAUUGGUAUUCAAUUGGGACCUAUGAUGCAAUAAACGAUAAAUGGACUCCCGAUAACCCGGAACUAGACGUGGGUAUCGGGUAUCGAUGUGAUUACGGAAGAUUCUUUGCAUCCAAGAGUCUUUACGACCCGUUGAAGAAAAGGCGGAUCACGUGGGGUUAUGUUGCCAAAUCGGACAAACAUAACCAGGGUCUCACUAGAGGAUGGGCUACUAUUUUCAAUGUCGGAAGAACCGUGGUACUCGAUAGAAAGACCAGGACCCAUCUACUUCAUUGGCCCGUUGAGGAGAUCGAGAGUUUGAGAUACAACGGUCAAGAGUUUAAUGAGAUCGAGCUAGAGCCGGGUACGAUCAUUCCACUAGAGAUAGGCACAGCUACAUAGGUACAAGAAUAUUACAAAUGUUUUUAUGUAUUUAUAUAAUAUAAUGUAACAUGUCAUGUUAUCAACUGGUCAAAUAUUAUCUUAAGAAAAUAAUUGCAUAACAUGUGGU
This is a messenger RNA of Helianthus annuus (common sunflower), 1942 nucleotides long. Its product is annotated as beta-fructofuranosidase, soluble isoenzyme I. Gene Ontology annotation, biological process: carbohydrate metabolic process. Gene Ontology annotation, molecular function: hydrolase activity, hydrolyzing O-glycosyl compounds. Lineage: Eukaryota; Viridiplantae; Streptophyta; Magnoliopsida; Asterales; Asteraceae. The record is from RefSeq and is a predicted model, not a curated record.